AUGGAUACCCAGGAGGAGACGCCGCCGUGCGGCAUUAGUAUGCUGUCUGCUGCAGCAGCAAACAAGGAUUCUCUUAUGAGUGUCUCUACGGCUGCAUCAGCAGAGACGAGCUCGAGGCAGCUAGCUGCUUCUGCUGCUGCUGCUGCUGCUGCUGAUAAUGAGGAUGUAGAUGACACCUUUGGUGGUCUUAUUGACGAUGCAGCAGCAGACAAGGCUGCUGAUCAGUCUCUAUGGACCCUAAAAAUAAAAAAACAUCAUAGUGUGCUGCAGCAGCAGCAGCAGCAGCAGCAGCAGAAGAUCCUGCGUUUGCAGCAGCAGCCGCAUCAACACCAACAAACAACAACCACAGCAGCAGCAGCAGCAGUAGUAGCAGGGACAGGUACUGCUGCUGUGUCUGCUGUUGAGCUCCAGCUAGCAGCAGUAGCAGCAGCAGCAGCAGGACGUGCUCUGUGUGGCGCUUCUCCCGCUGCAGCAGGGACACCCCCAAGCCCAUUGCCACCUGCCCCUGCACCGGCAUCCACAGCAGCAGCAGCAGCAGGAGGCUGCCAAGACCCGCUGCCGCUGCUCGAACUCCCCCCACCAGCAGCAGCAUAUACUAUGCUGCAGGAGGACAGCGAAGCAUCUAACUUUCUUGUUAGCAGUGCAUCAGUAAGCCCUUCCCCUGUGCUGCUGGAUGCUGUUAAUGAGGCAGCAGCAGCAGCAGCAACAGCAACAACAACAACUGCAGCAGCAGCAACAACAACAGCAACAACAACAGGUGUAACUGCAACAACAGCAGCAAAACAAAAAGUAACAACAAAGGCACUGGAGGUCCCAACACCUGACCAUUGGAAACCAACAAAGAGCAGCAGGCAGCAGCAGAAACAGCAGAAACAGCAGCAGCGGCAGCAGCAGCGGCAGCAGCAGCAACAACAACAGCAACAACAACAACAGAGACAACAAAGGGAACGUGCUGGUGACUCCCUGCAUGCAGAGGUAGGGAGUGUAUGGGCAUGGAAUGGGAUCGACAGCAAUGCAGCACGCAACAGCAGCAGCAGCAGCAGCAACGGCAGCAACAGCAACAGCAGCAACAGUCUGUGGGGUGCUGAUGUGUCUCCGCAGCUUGCAUGCAGCCCCAACGGCUGGGCACCAGAAGAAAUAAAACAAAUGUGCGGCAAUUUCCCCCGCGUCUCCAACGGCCAAGACAUGCAGCAGAAGCUGCUGCAGCAGCAGCUGCAGCAGCUGCUGCAGCAAAAACAGAAACAGCAGCAGCAGCAGCAGCAACAGGACUCGUGGGAGUUGGAUGGUUGGAAACAGCAGAAGCCAGGGGAUCUCUUCUGCAGCAAGACAGCGCAGCCGAUGGCGACAGAAGCAGCAGCAGCAGCAGCUGCUGCUGCUGCUGCUGUUGACCCCGUGCUGCUAGCGGAAGCUCUGCUUAGAGAUGAGGCUCUCCGCGAGCCUCCAGGUGUAUGUACACCAGCAGCAGCAGCAGCAGCAGAAGAGGAAGGGAAAGACUCCCUCCUAGGGCCCCGAAGGCAACAUAAACAGGAAUGGCGCUUGCAGACUGAGCAGCAGAAGCAGCGACAGCCGCAGCAGCAGGAAGAGCAGCAGCUGGAUGUGGAUACACCACGGCAACAGCAGCUGCAGGUGAUGGAGUUGCUUGAGCGAAGCAGCAGCAACAACAGCACCAGCAGCAGCAGCAACGACAGCAGCAACAGCAACAACAGCGGCGCUGAUUUUCUGCAGGGUUUCCUGUCGCUUCCUGCUGCAGAUAUUGAUGAGGACAGCAGCAAGUGCAUGCAGAGAUUUGCUGCCUGCAACAACAACAACAGCAGCAGCAGCAGCAUGCAGCUGCAGGCAGCAGACCUGCAGCAACGGAACCUAGACUUCGGGGCUUGGAAUACAGGAACUAAUGGCUGCAGCAGCAAAGGAGACAGUUGUUUCCCUGGAGGGGACAGCUUGGAGUAUAGUGCCAACAGCAACAGCAGCAGCAACAACAGCAGCAGCAGCAACAACAUCAGCAGCAAGCUGCAAAUGCUGCAACAGGAUGGCACUUUGCUGCCUAAGAGCCCCAGCUUCACCAACCUAGCAGCAGCAGCAGCAGCAGCUCACAAGAGGCAGGAGACCGACAUACAUGCUUCUGGUUUUCCUGGUUUUGCUGCUUCUGCUGCUGCCGCCCCAGCUGCUGCUGCUGCUCUUUUUAGCAGCUCUUUUACGGGUCUCGUGGGAGCAGAGGAAGCUGCACCAUGGGAAACGAAGGAGACACCUGAGGAAGGAGACAGUAGGGCAUUGUCUCCAAUGGCUCUGCUGCAACAGCAGGGCCCUGUCCAGCCAGCAGCAGCAACAGCAGCCGUAGGCCUCGGAGGAGGCAACUGCGUAGAGGGGAGCAACUGGACAGGUGGUGGUGGUGGUGCAGCAAGUUGUUUACUUUCAGCAGCAGCAGCAAAGAACAACUCAUCACCUCCAGCUACCCUUACAACAUCUGUAACAAACAACAGCAACAGCUGCAACAGCAGCAGCAGCAGCAGCAGCACGCAACAUUUAGCAGAUCUUGCAGGUCUAAUGUUGUCGUUGCAGAGGCAGCAGCAGCGAGGAGGAGAAGGUUGUCUUGAUUGGCUAGGAGACCCUUCUUCUCUUCUUGCUCGUUUAGCUGCUGCUGCUGCUGCUGCUGCAUCAUCAUCAUCUGCUCCUGGUGGUGUAGAUAGAGGAGCAGCAGCAGCAGUAGUAAGUGCAGCAGCAGCAAACGUUGCUGCAGCAACAACAACUACAGGGAGAUGUCAUAACAGCAGUAACGGACGGAGCUGUGAUGGCAUAACCAACGCGAAACCGUCUCGCGCAGGUACAGGUGCAGCAGCAGCAGCAGCAGCAGCAGCAGCAGGUGCAGCAGAUAGAUCUGCUAUAAUCAAUAGCAGCAGCAGCCCCUCCCUAACUCCUACAACGCCCAACAGCCGCUCAACAACAACAAACAACCCCACUACCAUGACCACUCCAAAUAACCACCACAGCACGACGCACAACAACAGCAGCAACAACAGCAGCAACAGCAACAACAGCAGCAGCAACAGCAACAAUAGUGUUGCUACUUAUACAUUAAUAGUAAAUGUACCACCAAAUACAACUCGUCAAGAUUUGUUGGCGACUUUCAGCGAAUUCGGAAAAGUUGAAUUAACUGUUGUUGUAUGCGAUAAAGAACAUAGGCACCCUAAUAGGGAAUGGACUGCUACUAGUGGUAAGGAAAUUGUAUAA
Messenger RNA from Eimeria maxima, 3225 nucleotides. Its product is annotated as RNA recognition motif-containing protein, putative. The transcript has a single exon. Lineage: Eukaryota; Apicomplexa; Conoidasida; Eucoccidiorida; Eimeriidae. Gene Ontology annotation, molecular function: RNA binding. Bases 1 to 3225 code for a protein of 1074 amino acids. The record is from RefSeq and is a predicted model, not a curated record.